CUGCUAUACAACUGAGCCUACCUUUCUUGAAACCAUGAGCUUUGAUAACAACUACCAUGGUGGCCAGGGCUAUGCCAAAGGAGGCCUGGGCUGCAGCUAUGGCUGUGGUCUUAGCGGCUAUGGCUAUGCCUGCUACUGCCCAUGGUGUUAUGAAAGAUCUUGGUUUUCUGGCUGCUUCUGAGAAAUUAGAGAUUGCUGAUCUGUUUAGGCCAUUCUCUUAUGAGCUAUGUUUUCUUCCCGUGUUUUUUUCUGUUCAAAGAGUGACAACUAAAAUUUAGCCCACAUUGCCAAGUCAG
This is a messenger RNA of Homo sapiens (human), 296 nucleotides long. It is a transcript of the gene KRTAP22-1, whose product is annotated as keratin associated protein 22-1. Gene Ontology annotation, cellular component: cytosol. The transcript has a single exon. The record is from RefSeq and is marked validated. NCBI's taxonomy places the organism in Eukaryota, Metazoa, Chordata, Mammalia, Primates, Hominidae. The coding region runs from base 35 to 181 and encodes 48 amino acids.